Hyla sarda is the source of this 4145-nucleotide messenger RNA. RefSeq names its product enhancer of polycomb homolog 2 (gene EPC2). The transcript has 14 exons. NCBI's taxonomy places the organism in Eukaryota, Metazoa, Chordata, Amphibia, Anura, Hylidae. The record is from RefSeq and is a predicted model, not a curated record. Gene Ontology annotation, biological process: regulation of transcription by RNA polymerase II. Gene Ontology annotation, cellular component: piccolo histone acetyltransferase complex. Bases 262 to 2661 code for a protein of 799 amino acids.
UCCGCCAUGUUUGCCAUGGCGCAGGGAGCGGAUCGAGCCAACAAAACCCGGAUCUAGGCACGACGGACUGCCGCCCGGAGCGUCUCCUUCCGCCCCUCACCGUGUCUCGGGGCCCCCAUGAGUCGGCGGGGGGUGAGAUCGAGCGGUUUGGGGGGGUCCUUCUGACCGACAAUUUUAAGUGUUUUUUUUUUUUUUUUUAAUUUUUUUUUUUUUUUUUCCUCACCCCCCCUCCCCCUCCCCUCUCCCCCGGCCGUGGCGACAAUGAGUAAACUGUCGUUUCGAGCGCGGGCACUGGAUGCCGCCAAGCAGCUGCCCAUCUACCGGGGCAAGGACAUGCCCGACCUCAACGACUGCGUGUCCAUUAACCGGGCCGUGCCGCAGAUGCCCACGGGGAUGGAGAAGGAGGAGGAAUCGGAACAUCACUUACAACGCGCUAUCUCGGCACAGCAAGUUUUUAGAGAAAAGAAAGAAAGCAUGGUCAUUCCCGUCCCUGAAGCCGAGAGCAAUGUCAUCUACUACAGUCGCCUGUACAAAGGAGAAUAUAAACAGCCCAAGCAGUUGAUUCACAUUCAGCCAUUUAAUCUGGACAAUGAGCAGCCGGAUUACGAUAUGGACUCAGAAGAUGAGACGUUGCUUAACCGGCUCAACAGGAAAAUGGAGAUCAAACCACUGCAGUUCGAAAUUAUGAUUGACAGGCUGGAAAAGGCGAGCUCCAAUCAGCUUGUUACUCUUCAGGAAGCAAAAUUGCUGCUAAACGAGGACGAUUACCUUAUCAAAUCUGUGUAUGACUACUGGGUAAGAAAAAGGAAAAACUGCAGGGGGCCUUCCCUCAUCCCCCAAAUCAAGCAAGAGAAACGUGAUGGGUCAACCAACAACGACCCAUAUGUUGCAUUCCGGCGGAGAACUGAGAAGAUGCAAACGCGAAAGAAUCGGAAGAACGAUGAAGCCUCUUACGAGAAGAUGUUGAAGCUCAGGCGGGAGUUUAGCCGAGCCAUAACCAUUCUGGAAAUGAUCAAAAGAAGAGAGAAGACGAAGCGGGAACUGUUGCAUUUGACGUUGGAAGUGGUUGAGAAAAGGUAUAAUUUGGGUGACUUUGGAGGUGAAAUAUUGAAUGAAAUUAAAAUCCCGAAAGUUGAGAAGGAGGUUCAUCCUAUUCCAAUGUCUCUUCACAAUGGCAACCAUCACAGGGUUCCUGAAAGCAAAUCCAAGACUAUUCAUCAUCCUUCUGUGAAAGAGGAUGUAGAAGUAGUCCGGCUAAAGAAGAAAUACCCAAAGAAGCCGAAAGCGGAGCCCAUCCUGACCCCUCAGCCACAACCAGCCUCAGAGCCAUUGCCAGUUCUUAACAAGAGCGACAUCAAGCAGUACGACUUCCACAGCUCCGACGAUGACGAAUUUCCACAGGUUCCCUCUCCAGCGUCUGAGCAAGAAGAAGAGAACGACCCCGAUGGGCCCUUUGCCUUCAGGAGGAGAACUGGAUGCCAGUAUUAUGCCCCACAGUUGGACCAAAUGGACGAUCCUUCAGACUUGUCGGGAUUGGCUAGGCUUCGGUAUAAGCAUUGCUUAACAACUCUUACAGUCCCAAGACGGUGCGUAGGGUUUGCACGAAGACGACUUGGCCGAGGCGGAAGGGUUAUAAUGGACCGGGCAUCAACGCAGCAUGACUCCACCCUAAAGCAGCUUGACCCCGAAAUGUUGUCUACUUUUUCAAGCUCUUCCCAAGUUGCACAUUCCCCUCCCGACAUCUCAUGGACCAAUGCUUCCGAUAACCAUUGUGAAAACAGACUGUCCCUAUCCGAAAUCUUAAGCAAUAUUAAGUUGUGUCGACUGCAGUGUUUCCAGCCAAGGCGAAUACAUUUUCAAGACAGUGAUAGCGAAGAAUGUACCUCGAGGCUUGUAGGACAUACCCUGAGCAUUAAGCGAGCGUUACAGAACACCAGCAAAAACGGGCUGACAGUCACAGGGGGCAUCACAGAGGAACAGUUCCAGACGCAUCAGCAGCAGUUAGUACAGAUGCAAAAACAGCAGCUGGCGCAGCUCCAACAGAAGCAGCAAUCCCAGCUGUCUGCACAGCAGAUAAACCUAAAUGCACAGGGCACUAGAAAUGCUGACUUUAAGUCCAAGACGCUGGACUCGGCUAGCGCCCAGUUCGCUGCAUCUGCUGUGAUCAAUUCACCGACACCGGGACGCAGUGAAGUGAACAAGGAUCAAAGUUCCGGCCACAACAACUUGAACGGCGUCGUACAACCUCCAGGAGCGGCUAACAAAACGUUGUACUCUGCAAACGUGGCUUUAUCAUCCAGCCCAGGGAUCUCUACGGUUCAGCUCGUACGGACAGUUGGACACCCCACCACUAACCACUUAAUCCCAACAUUGUGCACAAGCAGCCCCCAGACCCUUCCUAUGAGUAACUCCUGCCUAACCAACACCGUUCACCUCAACAACCUCAGUGUUGUGUCACCUGUCAAUGUGCAUAUCAAUACAAGGACUUCUGCACCAUCUCCCACAGCCUUAAAACUCGCCACAGUCGCUGCCAGCAUGGAUCGAGUGCCAAAGGUUACUCCGAGCAGUGCCAUCAGCAGCAUAGCCAGAGAGAACCAUGAACCCGAAAGGUUGGGCUUGAAUGGAAUCGCAGACACAACAGUAGCAAUGGAGGUGACAUAACUUCAGACCAUGGACUCGACCUGAUGGUUUUUCAGGCUUUUUUUUUUCCUUUUUUUUUUUUUUCCUUUCACCGAAAAUGCAACCUGCAAUGCUCUUUGGACCAGAGCGUGCAUACCAUGGACCUAAACGGACUUAUAAGGUGUAUGGGAUGUUCUCCCAAUAUACUAUUACGUGUACAUUUUGUAAAAUUGGAGAAAAAAAAAUCACUACCUUGUAAAAUAGUUUAUUUGUAUCAUUCAUAUUAUUUCUGUUACUUGAAUAGUACAUAUUCAUCAUCAUGCUUUUGCACUUGAAUUUGCAACUGAAUGGAUAUAAAAACAAAAAAAAACAAAAAACAAAUCUUUAAUGGGAUCAUGAGCAUGAACCGGGGUCCUGCAUCACUUGUUUUAACUAUUUAUUUUGCCAUGUUUACAUUUUGUAUCUUGUACAAAUAAAUCCAACUUUGUGUCUAAAAAAGAAAAAAAAACCACAAAAAAAACUAAAUUUAAAGUGCCCCCCAUUUUGCUGGCUGGACCCAUUCCCCAGCCCGGAUGGUGCCCCCCUCCCCAAAAGAAAAGCCCAGUGGCAAUAGGAGGCACCUUCACACGUUUCGGCUCCGAUGACCAAUUGGCUGCCUCCCCUAUGGCUAAGCGAUGGGUCCACUUUAAAGAUUCAUAGGUAGGAAAUUUAAAAUUCUUGCAAUUUUUUAUUUUUUUUUUCUAAAGGAAAUUGUAAAGUUUUCACUUAGUUCAUUUUGGUUCACAAUUUGAACAUUUUUUUUUUUUCUUUGUAAUUGCGGCACUUCACUGUCAGACAUGAAAUUCAAGGCAAAAUAGUAUUUUCUAUGAAUUGCGCAGCGGAGGGAUGGACCAUACGGUGAAAUACAAUUCAUGUAGAGACUCACUUUUUUCCCAUAUAUUUUGAAUGUAUAUUUCUAUUUAUAAUUCCAGUUUAUAAGAGCGAUCUACAAAAAGUCUAUGAAAGUAGAAAAGACCAUGCGUUUGGCACCUGAGCUGGGCAGCCAAUUUUUAUUUAAAUAAAAUAAAAAAAAUUUAAUUUUUUUUAAAAUCUGAAAUUUGAAUAUAUUAUUCAGUUUUAAAGGGGUAUUCCAUAAAAAAAAAAAAUUCAUAUCAACUGGCUACAGAAAGGUAAACAGAUUUGUAAAUUACUUCUAUUAAAAAAUGUUAAUCCUACCAGUACUUAUCAGCUACUGAAGUUGAGUUUUUUUUUUAUUUUUUUCGUAUUUAUUUUAUUUUUUUUUUCUGGUCUGACCACAGUGCUCUCUGCUGACACCUCUGUCUGUCUCAGGAACUGUCCAGAGCAGGAUAGGUUUGCUAUGGGGAUUUGCUCCUACUCUGGACAGUUCCUGACAUGGACAUAGGUGUCAGCAGAGAGUACUGUGGUCAGACAGAAAAUAACUAAACGUCAGCAGCUGAUAAGUACUGGAAGGAUUAAGAUUUUUUUUGUUUUUUUAAUCUGUUUACCUUUCUGGAGCCAGUUGAUAU